CCAAGCAUCUUGGUGAUACCUUGAAGUUGUUCAUUGUGACAAUGGGAGACCGACGCGACUACGAUCGUGGAAGACGAAGAUCAAGUAGUGAAAAUUGUGGCCGCCACCACAGAUUUGACCGACGAGAUGACAGGAGGGAUGAUCGACACCGCUCGCCUCCACGUCGUUUUAGCUUGAAGUUGUCGACGUUGUACGAUGUGAACCGUGGUCGAUCGGCAUCCCCGAGAAAGGGCUUUGGUACGACGAGUGUGGCCACCAAACAAGAAUCUGAGGAAUUGCGACACAAGAUUGAGGAAUUGAACAAGAGCCUUGCAUCGGUCUCGGAGUUUGUUUUGGCUGAGAAGGCAAGGAAAGUUGAGAAGGAGCGGUUACGUCUAGAAGCUGACGCGAAAGCGGAACGAUUGGAGUUAGAGAGGAAGGCACGGAAAAGGAAGGAACAACGACACAAUGAGAAGAAGUUGAAAGAUGAGCAAAGUGACGCCGAGAUUGACAAGAAGUUGGAGAUCCAACUAGCGAUUAAGACCGGGGACUUUUUCGAUCGCAUGGAGGCAAAUCUUGGAUUAGUUUUGGAGUUCGUUCGUAAGACUCGGACAGCGAAGCGACCAGUACGAGUACCUGAUAACUCAGAUGAUGAUAGUGGGGGACGCGCUACUGAGGACAUCCGAGCUCGUACUAAGAACCUGACUAUCCAUGAGAAGAGGAAAAGGGGACCUGAGGUAGUUUUCGAUGAUAGUCCGCCUCUUUUGACUCCGGCCAAGCGCAAGCCACGUCGGACUGAUACGAAGAAGAAGGUUGUGCGUACUCCUGGCCAUGCUACUAGGUCGAAGGCGAAGGUGAAGACGAAGUUAUCACCAUAUGUGGAAAAGCUUAAGAAGACCCCAGGACAACCAAGUACUGUCGAGAAACUUCGCUUUCGUAACCAACAAAUGGAAGACCUUCGAGCUCUCGGAGCUUUGGAACUUGAGGGGACCUGCAAGGAUGAAGGAGUGGCUUACAACGGCAAAGUUGACUCGAUAUUCGAUAUCGCGAGUUACCGUACCAGGGUUCAUUUUGGCGACAUCGAACCAAUCGAUCUGUCGAUUGUUGCGGACCAACCGGAUGAAGAAUCGGCAACUGCUAAUGAUGAAGUCACGGAACAAGAGGCUUGAUGUGUUUACCGAUUAGACGAGAUUUGGCGGAUUGUGGACUAUGUUACGGAAUACAGAAGA
Molecule: messenger RNA, 1208 nt
Organism: Chara braunii
Lineage: Eukaryota; Viridiplantae; Streptophyta; Charophyceae; Charales; Characeae
Source: the annotation of a GenBank genome assembly